AUGAAUGAGGGUAUAGAAAUGGAUGAAACUGCUUAUGACAUGUUUUUCAGUCCAAUCACACCAUGGCCAUGUUUAUCUUUUGAUUUCAUACUGCCAAACUCAUCUUAUGAUUCCUCUAAAAAAUUAAAAAAAGAAACAAACAAUGAAAUAGAUAACAGUAUUUUAAAUUAUCCUAUUGAUAUUUGUUGUGUUGGAGGGUCCCAAGCAAAUAAAAGUGAAUUAAAUAAUAUUUACGUAAUUAAAUGGUCAAAUUUAAAUAAACUAAAAAAUUGUGAUACGGAAAAUUCCAAUGAUGAUAGUGAAAGUGAUGAAGAGAAUGAUGAAAUUUUAAAUGAACAAAAUGAUAUGGAGAAAAAAAAAAAAGUGAAAAAUGAUUCCCUUGAUGAAAAAAGUAGCGUUAUUUGUAAAUCUUUAAAACAUGAAUAUGGAUGUAUAAAUAAAAUAAAAGUAUGUAAAAAGAUUAAUUCCCUAGUUGCAGCAUGGUGUGAAGAUAGCAAUGUAUACAUAUAUGAAAUUUCUGAUGAAAUAAAAAACUUAGAUGAUCGUGCCUAUAAUGAAGAAGUUCAAAAAAAACCAUUACAUGUAUUUCAAAAGCAUUCUAAUGAAGGUUUUAGCUUAGAUUGGAAUAAUGUUCAUGCAGCAAAAUUAUUAACUGGGGAUAAUGAUGGGAAUUUAUAUUUAUGGCUACCUGAUAAUUCAGAUAAAUGGAAUUAUGAAUACUGGGAUUUUAAAAAAUAUGCUGAUAGUAAAAUAAAUAAAAAAUUUAGUAUAGAAGAUAUACAAUGGUGUAAAAAAGGGAAUGGUUUAGGAGAUGUAUUUAGUAUUUGUUCAUCAGAUAGAAGCAUUCGAAUAUUAGAUGUAAGAAAUUUAAAUAAUAGCAAUAAUACAAAUAUAAAUAUAGAAAAUGCACACGCUAAUGAUGUCAAUGUAAUAUCAUGGAAUGAAAAUUCAGAAUUUUUAUUGGCAUCAGGAGGAGAUGAUAACUUAAUAAAAAUAUGGGAUAUUCGAAAUACUAAAAAUUCUGUAGCUGAAUUAAAUUUUCAUAAGCAACCAAUAACUUCAGUUUGUUGGGAUUCUAAAGAUACUUAUGUCUUAUUAGCAUCAAGCUUAGAUGACUCCAUAUCUAUUUGGGAUUUAUCUGUAGAAUCAGAGGCUUUAGAAUAUUCUCUUUCUAAAUAUCCUGAUCAAUUACUAUUUGAGCAUUUAAAUCAAAAUUUUAUUACUGAAGCAAAAUUUCAUCCAAACUUUCCCGGAGUUGUGGUUUCUACUUCUAAUGAUAAUUUUAAUAUUUUUAAGCCUUGUAAUAUUUAA
Messenger RNA from Plasmodium relictum, 1311 nucleotides. RefSeq names its product nucleolar preribosomal assembly protein, putative. The record is from RefSeq and is a predicted model, not a curated record. The transcript has a single exon. Lineage: Eukaryota; Apicomplexa; Aconoidasida; Haemosporida; Plasmodiidae. The coding region runs from base 1 to 1311 and encodes 436 amino acids. Gene Ontology annotation, molecular function: protein binding.